Aquila chrysaetos chrysaetos is the source of this 3857-nucleotide messenger RNA. RefSeq names its product casein kinase 1 delta (gene CSNK1D). NCBI's taxonomy places the organism in Eukaryota, Metazoa, Chordata, Aves, Accipitriformes, Accipitridae. The record is from RefSeq and is a predicted model, not a curated record. The transcript has 9 exons. Bases 246 to 1460 code for a protein of 404 amino acids. Gene Ontology annotation, biological process: endocytosis; positive regulation of canonical Wnt signaling pathway; peptidyl-serine phosphorylation. Gene Ontology annotation, molecular function: protein serine/threonine kinase activity; ATP binding. Gene Ontology annotation, cellular component: nucleus; spindle microtubule; cytoplasm.
AGGGAAGUGAGGUCACGCAGUAUGGCGGCUGGGAGCCGAAGCGGCUAAGGGGACGGUCUUGCGCGGAAUCCGCGUCCAUCCUUCCCGGGAGCUGCGGCGACGGUGCUGCCUGUCUCGCUAGUAUCGAGCGGCUGGACCAAAGCCGCGAUGGCAUCAGGAACCGCAGGGCUGUGAGGCAGCGGAGCUCGAGCUGGCAGGGCGGGCAGAGCAGCAGGACCGGGUCGCGGACGAACCGAGCUGCCUCCAUGGAGCUGAGGGUUGGGAACCGGUACCGGCUGGGCCGGAAGAUCGGGAGCGGCUCCUUCGGGGACAUCUACCUGGGAACUGAUAUCGCUGCCGGAGAGGAGGUUGCAAUUAAGUUGGAAUGUGUGAAAACCAAACAUCCUCAGCUCCACAUCGAGAGCAAAAUCUACAAAAUGAUGCAGGGUGGAGUGGGUAUUCCCACAAUUAAGUGGUGUGGAGCUGAAGGGGACUACAACGUAAUGGUGAUGGAGCUGUUGGGACCGAGUCUUGAAGAUCUCUUCAAUUUUUGUUCAAGGAAGUUUAGUCUCAAGACAGUCCUAUUACUUGCUGACCAAAUGAUUAGUCGAAUUGAAUAUAUUCACUCUAAGAACUUCAUCCACCGAGACGUGAAGCCAGAUAACUUCUUAAUGGGCCUGGGGAAGAAAGGCAAUCUUGUCUACAUAAUAGACUUUGGAUUAGCAAAGAAGUAUCGAGAUGCUCGAACUCACCAACAUAUUCCGUAUCGUGAAAAUAAAAACUUAACAGGAACUGCCCGUUACGCGUCCAUCAACACUCAUCUCGGAAUUGAGCAAUCUCGCAGAGAUGACUUGGAGUCCUUGGGCUAUGUACUGAUGUAUUUUAACCUGGGCUCCCUCCCCUGGCAGGGACUGAAAGCAGCAACAAAGAGGCAGAAAUACGAACGUAUCAGUGAAAAGAAAAUGUCUACACCCAUUGAGGUUUUAUGUAAAGGAUAUCCUUCUGAAUUUGCCACAUACUUGAAUUUCUGCCGUUCUUUGCGUUUUGAUGACAAACCAGACUAUUCCUAUCUGAGGCAAUUAUUCAGAAACCUCUUCCACCGACAAGGGUUCUCCUAUGACUAUGUGUUUGACUGGAACAUGCUGAAAUUUGGUGCAAGCAGAGCAGCUGAAGAUGCUGAACGUGAAAGACGAGAAAGAGAGGAAAGAUUGAGACAUACACGAAAUCCAGCUGUGCGUGGAUUACCCUCCACUGCUUCUGGCAGGCUGAGAGGAACACAAGAUGUAGCUCCUCCUACUCCUCUUACCCCAACUUCACAUGCUGCCAACACCUCUCCUCGGCCAGUAUCUGGUAUGGAACGAGAAAGGAAAGUGAGUAUGAGAUUGCAUCGGGGCGCCCCAGUCAAUAUCUCGUCGUCUGACUUAACAGGUCGGCAAGAUACCUCUCGCAUGUCAACUUCGCAGGUGAAUUUUCCAUGUUAACUUCUAAUAAAGGAGGAAAAUACAGGGAACUUCGUGUAGCUACAGGUGGGUGCGAAACAUUGUGUAGCUCAUUGGAUUUUAAAUUCACACACUUACAUUUGGCAACGAAUUAUUUAAAAGUGCAUUGAGAGCCACUUGUAUGUUAACUGGAAGAGUAUGUGCUGAUGUUGUCUUGUUUUUUGGCUUUGGUAGAUUCCUGCUCGGGUAACUACCAGUGUUCUCCAGUCUGCUGUGCACCGAUGAAAAUUAUUUUGCCAUGGAGGGCAGAUAAUGCAUGGCUGAUCUCCUAUGUUACCAAUGGCUUUACUAGCAAAAAUACCCUAAACUAGAGUGGAAACAUUACAAUUGGAGUUCUCCAUGUGACUUAAAAGGCACUUGGAGGAACAUGGACAGACUCCAGCAGCUGCCAUUACAGGACGCUUUUGCCAGAAACCCAAUGACCUUAAGAGAACCCUGUGGUAUCAGGGCUGGAAAAGAAAGAUGGUUUACAGAGUUGACCGCCUGUUAUCGGAUGGCCAUUUCAGUUUUACCUCCACAGGCGGCAGACUUUACCCCCUUUUUAUUAUUCUACUGUAACUAUAAAUCUUUUACUUGGUUUAAGAAAGUUUUUUGUAUCAUUUUGCUAAAAUUAUUGGCUUAAUUCUCUGUAAAGAACUCUUGCUUUUGUCUGAUUUAAAAAUGUAGAAUAUAAACAAACCUAAACUAAAGGCAAUGGCUUGAAAUUUCUUGUUUAAAAAAAUUAGUCUGGCAGGGAACAUGUAAAUGAAUCAAAACCAUCUGACUUUAUUUAAAAUGUUUACUUAUUUGUAUGGUCCCAUAUUGACUGAGACAGUUUUCUCAUGAAAUUUUUAAAACUUAGGAUUUUCCUUUGCUGUUUGCUGUCUUCAUUCACACUUAACAUUUAACUUUCCGUGUAACACAAAUUAAUUUUUAAUACUCGUUCUUUUACAUAAAAGAACUAAAUACCCUGCAGGAGAGUCUAAGUAUAGUAGAGACGGUGAUAAUGGAUUUCUUUUUUUUUUUUUUUUGUAAAGAAUAAGAAGGAUAAAGUGAAAGACACUGGCAUUUGAGGGAUUUAGAAUUUGAAAGCUUGUCCUAUCUCUCUGCUUAGUUUGGGUAAAUGGAUAGUUUCAAACAUUGUUUUUAUUGGUAAAAUUUUGUUUCCUGCACUCUGAGGCUGGUUAGCUUGGAGGGUGUUGCAAGUGGAAAAUACACGUUGCUACUGAGUCUUCAGUGAAUUUGCACGUUUCAUUCAGCAUCUACAUGUUUAAAAAUAAAUAAAUAAAUAGAUUCAGGCCUUCUGUUUCAUGCCAAGACUCAAAAAAGGAAUUAUUAAAAAAAAAACCCAACCAAAAAAACCAAAACUAUUCUUGCUGUGAAAUCCUGAGAAUUUUUACAGUUCAGGUGCAUACCAUAUUUAAUUCUUAACUGUAUUCAACCUGAGUAUGCCCAGAAUCAUUAGCUAGGAAUGAAUGACUCAGCAUGCUUAGGUUGUCCAAAAAAACUGUUGCAGGUGGUGUUAGCACCUGUUGGUUACAGAAUAUGGGAGAUUCUUCACAUUGUUUGUUACUGUAAAUGGUCUCGUAAAAUAAAAGUAGGUAUUCUGUCCUCACAGUACUUGGAAUGGUAUCAGAAGUACUGUUUAUACUAGUAUGACUGAAGUAAUGGGAAGUUCCACGUUGGAAAUGAAAGUAUAUACAGAGAUUUUGUUUGUGAACAGUUAGGUAUUUUGAGAAAUUCUUCCCUGCUUGAAAACAAAUUUUUUUAAAGGCCUAUUGGUCUUCAAAGCUUUAUGAAGAGUAAUUUUUGUUGUUUCACUGCUUACAAAUUCUUUUUUGCCCCUCUCAAAAGUCCACAUAUUAAGUAUUAGUCACUCUUCUUUGGAUGUUUUCAGAACAUUAGCUACUUGCUUGUGUGUACUCUGAGUCUGACUGGGGAAAACUGUGUUUGGGGAGAGUAUAGUGGAAAAGCUUAAGAGUUUGAUCCAUGGAUAAGUUUGCAUAGGAGAAUUAUUUCCUUGGUUACUAUAAGCUUCAGUAUUUUAGGCAUGUGCACUACCAUUUGAAGAGUUUUACACUUCACUGUGCUUUCCUUGUAAAUAUCUGUGGUUAAUAAUGUACUGUUAGAGGGACUUACAAAGGCAGCCUCCUUAUUCUCUCUGUAUCUGGAACAUUAGAUUGCUGUACUAUACUUAAAAGUUGACUGCAGACUUCUAGAAUUGUACUCACUUGUGGGCAGUUUUUGUCCUUCAUAAUAGUUAAAUUCCAUCAUGCAGAAAAUAGUUAGACUGUCUAUAUAAACCUGUGUAUUGGAAACCAGUAUCUCAGAGCACUUCAUUUGUACUACCACUGUAUUUGUGUACCUUAACAAUUGUGUAAAUACAUUCAUAAUAACUUC